AUGGAUGCUCGACGUGCUUUUGAUCUUCAGCAAAACAUAAAACAAAAUCAACUAGAAUACGAGGAUUUUGUCUCAGAAAUUGACAAAUGGGUAAAGAGGACUAAAAAAGAUCCCCCAUUUCCAACCGAAACAAAUAGUAUCGACCAUUUAUUCACCAUAGAAAUACAAGAAAACACAAAAAAGGAUCCGAAUCCUGAAAAAAUCACAAAUAACAAAAAAAGAGGAGAAAAAUACAAAGAUAUAGUAUUAAUCCUUCAAUUCAACAUAAGGGAAAUGGACUCUACAAGAGUGGACAGUACUACAAGGCUGUGGAAGCAUAUUCCACUGGACUGUGAGUCUUGUCUUGAAUUGGAGCCUGGAUUUGUUAAAGCUUUGUUCAGGAGAGCUUCGGCUUAUUUUAAAACCAAAAAAUACGAAUUGGCCGUUCGAGAUCUUCAGUCAUUCCUUGCACGUGAUCCUUCUAAUAAAGAGGCCCUCGAACUUUUAGAAAGAGCAAAAGUUGUUUUAAUGUAA
Molecule: messenger RNA, 513 nt
Organism: Octopus sinensis (East Asian common octopus)
Lineage: Eukaryota; Metazoa; Mollusca; Cephalopoda; Octopoda; Octopodidae
Product: sperm-associated antigen 1-like
Exons: 2
Coding region: 1-513 (170 amino acids)
Molecular function (GO): protein binding
Source: RefSeq, a predicted model, not a curated record